UGCUGUGUCCCUCGGACACAGCGGAUCACCGAUCACGGAAAGAGCCAAAGAUGUCGGCUCAGUCAUGUGAUCAGCUGUGUCCAAUCACAGCUGAUCACAUGGGACAUGUACACUGAUCAUCAGAGCACUGAUGAUCAAUGUGCCCUGAUGAUCAGUGUAGCCCCAGCAGUGCCACCUGUCAGUGUCCAUCAGUGCCUUAUGUCAGUGCUCAUCAGUGCCUCGUGCCAGUGCCCAUCAGUGCCACAUCAGUGUGACAUAUCAGUGCCUACCAGUGCACAUCAAUGCCACAUAUCAGUGCCCAUCUGAGCUGCCUUUCAGUGUCACCCAUCAGUGCCAGUCAGUGCCACCUAUCAAUGCCAAUCAGUGCUGCCAAUCAGUGCCACCUAUCAGUGCC
Messenger RNA from Staurois parvus, 394 nucleotides. The record is from the annotation of a GenBank genome assembly. Lineage: Eukaryota; Metazoa; Chordata; Amphibia; Anura; Ranidae.